GGACGGCCCCGCGCGCUGGACGCUGCUGCUGAGGACACGGCGGGGACGCGAGCGGGAGCGAGCGUGCGCGUGCGUGCGCGGCAGACAUGUCCAGGAUGAGUCAGUGGUGGUGCGAAUGAGAGUGAGAGAGAUAGAGUGCGCGACAGUGCCCGACACAGGAGUAUAGUGCAACGACAACAUGGCCGUCAUGGCCCGGACUAGCGCGCCGCUGCUCGGGCUGCUUGGAUUAACUGGCGUGGUGCUGGUGCUCGCCGUCAGCAUGGAGGGAGCGGAUGGUCUGUUCUGGAACGCCAUGGACCUGCGGUACUGGAAGUGCAUCUACAAACGGACCAACACCUGCCCCGACCCGGACAUCCAGUUCUACAUGUACUCGAGCCACAGCCCGUACAGGAAGAAGAUCGACAUGAGGUCCACGACGGCGCUGCGGUACGGUGGCUGGGACCCGCACAAGAAGAACGUCAUCAUCGUGCACGGCUUCAACUCGACGGAGCGCAAGGCGCCCAUGACCAUCAUCCGGGACGCCUUCCUGUCGCGGGGCGACUACAACGUGUUCACGGUGGACUGGGAGCCGCUCACCAUCUUCCCGUGCUACCUGUCGGCGCUGAGCAACACCCGCCUCGUGGCGCAGUGCGCGGCGCAGCUCUACUCGCACCUCACGGCGCACGGCGCGCACGCCAAGGACACGCUGUGCGUCGGCCACUCGCUGGGCGCGCACAUCUGCGGCAUGAUGAGCAACCACCUCGACAAGAAGAUGCACAAGAUCAUCGGGCUGGACCCGGCGCGGCCGCUGCUCGACCGCUACGGCAAGCGCGCGCUAAAGCUGACCCGGGACGACGCGCACAUAGUGCACGUGGUGCACACCAACGCCGGCAUGCUGGGCGAGGAGCCGCAGGUCGGCCACGCCGACUUCUGCAUCAACGGCGGCCGCGUGCAGCCCUCGUGCAAGGGCCACCGACUGCGCAAAUCGCGAUGCAGCCACUUCUUGUCGGCGUGCUACCUGGCCACGGCGGUGGCGCACCCGGGCCGCUGGUACGCCACGCCAUGCACCAGUCGCUGCCGACCCCUGGCCGGGUCGCUCAUCGCCAACCCCGGGCCCAGGAUGCCGUUCGGAGAGCACACCCCCGACAGCGCGAGCGGCACCUACUGCAUGGCCAUGCGGCUCCACAAAGACUGCCCCUUCGACUGAGGCCCCGCCCUCCUGGCACCCAAGACUAGCAAACCAAAAAAUGCUCAUUUAAUUUAAUUUUGUCGCGUAGCGCGUGUUUCCGAGCACGCGUUGGUGCAGAAGGUUUUGCCUACCCGCGGGCGCUGUGGCGCCUGACGGGCAGAGGUAGUUGGUAAACCCUUUCGCACGGCGCUUGCACCGAAACAUUCGGUACGUGUCGUGCCUGUGUGUGUGUGAAUGUGUCUGGAGUUGCGUUAUCAACUGACGUUAUUUAUUAUGUGUUUGUUUUUAUUUAGUUGCAUACUGCGAAUUUCUGGCCAUACUACCGAAUUACUGGAACACGUUUUUAAAAAAUGGCGAUUUUUUAAAGAACAAAAUAGUAACGAGAAUGAAAGGAGACAAUCAUAUUUGACUUUGUGAAUACGUAGUCUAUAUGAAAGACGGGUACUUUACACUGAUAAUAGUCAAGUCAAUAGUUUUACUUGUAAAAAUUGCACUGUUAAUGUUUGAAUUAACGGUAGGAUGAUGUAGCCUGCUGUCUCAGCAUCAGCAGGAUUACUUGAUUUUGCCAUACGUUUUGUUAAUUUGUUGUCUGUUACGUUUUUGUUGACUUCGUUGUAAUUAUAUGUGGUCGUGUUUUAAUUUAUUGCGAUGUGAUUGUGGUGAGCGUCAGUCUUUUUGAGGCAGGGUCUUUUUCUCUUGAUGACAAAGUACAAAACUUUACAACCGUUAGUUCGUUCUUGACGGCGUGUGCCUGGCGCUCAGCCAAAACAAACUGUUUUGCGAGAUCGUUCCGAACCGUCACCGCCGAUGAUGUGCUGUAUACGGUAGGCUACUGUCUUUGAGGUGCGCUGCCAUGUCAGUUUAACAAAACAUGUCAACAGCAUCCUCCUUGUUAAUAUGUAAUAUAUCUCUAAUAUUUAAAUAUACUUUACAUACUUUUAA
Frankliniella occidentalis (western flower thrips) is the source of this 2110-nucleotide messenger RNA. RefSeq names its product phospholipase A1. The coding region runs from base 179 to 1186 and encodes 335 amino acids. Lineage: Eukaryota; Metazoa; Arthropoda; Insecta; Thysanoptera; Thripidae. The record is from RefSeq and is a predicted model, not a curated record. The transcript has 6 exons. Gene Ontology annotation, molecular function: lipase activity.